Molecule: messenger RNA, 2135 nt
Organism: Sphaerulina musiva SO2202
Lineage: Eukaryota; Fungi; Ascomycota; Dothideomycetes; Mycosphaerellales; Mycosphaerellaceae
Exons: 1
Coding region: 123-1736 (537 amino acids)
Source: RefSeq, a predicted model, not a curated record
CGGAAAGAUCGUACGUACGGAGGGCAACGCAUUAGACUCCUCGAUGGUAUUACGGAGCACUUCUCGCAUCGACAGCUUGCUGCCCACCCGGAGAGAGACUUUUUCUGUGCAUUCUGGACACGAUGCAGACGGGCAAGCACGGUGUCAUUGUCUUGAAUCCUGGUAAAAGGCCAUCGCUGCAUCCUCGGAGUAAGUCAAAGCCAGAACCAGACGACCUACAAGAGCUACCGGAAAGCAAUGAUCCUGCAGUCAUCCGUAAGAUUGUGCGGCGGCAAGCAGCUUUGGCAUCGGCGGGACGACGCAAGGCCACCAUCGCAGCGACGCACCAGAAGCGCUCCAGCGCACAUCGUCGCCAGUAUGAGCCCUCCUCGGUCGCAGUGUCGGCGCAUGAGCCGAACACCAAGUACGGACAGAUCGAGGCCUCUCUCCCGCAAAUAACCAGUCCCGCUGCAUUCGCCAUCGCCUGUGGACAAUUCGACCCGUUUCGAACGCAACCGAUAGAUUUCGACUCAAUCAAAGACUCGAAUGUGCUAUUUUCACUUUUCAAGGUUUUCAUGGGCCAUGUCGCUCCCCUACUGGAUCUACGACUGCCCACGCAGGACGAUCGCCGCUACGGCCGCCAUUAUUCAUGGCAAAAAGAACUCCCGCAAAUGGCGCUGGCCAGCCCCGCAUGCUUUUGGUCCCUGAUGCUGGCGGCUGCUGCCCAGGUGGGCUCGAAGAUGGGCAGCGCCUCUUCGGCACAGAUCAUGGUACUGAAGUUCCGACACAUGGCGAUUAAAAGUAUCAACAAGAGGCUCGACGCCUCCUCGGCCGGCUUCCACAACGAUUUCGGCCUGCUGAUAGGGAUCGCGGUCCUGGGCAGUUGGGAGCACUGGUUUGGGUCGCGGGAAGCGUGUCAGGCACACUGUGACGGACUCCGACUGUUGCAGCCGCACUUCAAAGAUCACGAGCAACCACACGAUCUCAAGGGCCAGAUUAUGACCUUUGCCAACACCUUUGGCACCAAGACCGGCGUGGAACAGCCAGGGCCGACGUAUUCGCCGGAGCUUCCCAGGAUCGUCGAGCUGGAGGCGGAGACGAAUGCGGGAUUUGCAUGGACGGCAGGGAGGACGUAUUUGGAUCAGCGGUUGGUGCGCAGCUGUCAAGCGGUACUCAAGGUCGAGAAGAUGCCCCCUGGCCCCGACCGAGCACGGACUCUUCGGGAACUCGCCUCGACGGUGCUCAGCUUCAACACCAAGCCACGCCUGAAAGAUGUCCUCACCGAGUCGGACUACUGGUCGCGGGACAAGGACGGCGAGCGGAUCAACCUCGAAGUCCACAUCAUCCUGCAAGCUGCGGGAGUGAGUCUGGUGACAUUCCUGGCCAGUAGCGCGGAAGAGGCGGGGACAAAGGAUAUCGAUAUGUGUGGUAUGUGCGAGGAGGUGACGGAUCUGUCCCGAAGCGUCGUGUGUUUGCCGGUGUACGACCAAAUCCUGCUCUGGGCACUGGUGACCAUCUUUGCAUUGAGCGAUCAGGUGCCGGAGAACGGCCUCGAGGUGGUGGGGACAGUGAUGCAGCGACUCCAGGUGCAUCACUUGCCUUUCGAUGCGAUGGAAACGUACAUGGAAGCGUUCGUGUUCCUCGAGACCGCUCGCGAUAAGUACCGUCGACUGUUGGCCAUGGUCGCCAUCCCGCCAUCACCUGAUACAGAUCUGAAGCCCGCUCACGAGCCGAACCCGAAUUGCCAGACACAGUAAACAGUCUCAUAUCAGAAAAGAAGCCGCCGGCCAGACCGAGAGUAAGGUACAUGUAGUUACGCACGCAUCAGUCCAACGAGAAUGUCCGACACACACAAACACACACGCACGCACACACACAUACACGCACGCACGCACGCACGCACACGCACACGCACACGCACAUGAUGAGGAAAGCCUCCCGCGAGCACGCUCUGGCUUUUUUGUUGGUUUUCUUCUUCUUUACACCAAAAACAGCUGGAUAGUCACGGCAGAAUUCCAACAGCAAAUGUAUUCGCCUGGAGCGAUCGGGGUUCUUGCUGACACACGCGAUGAAUCAGGCUGUGCAUCCAUAAUUCGUCUUUUCUCUUCUGGCAGGUCAUGCACAUUACAACAUGAAAUUUCAGGUUUUCAACAAAA